AUGCAGGAGCUUGAAAAACACCAUCGGUUCAAGCUUAUGGAUUGCUUAGUCAAGGCACCAUUGCUAAAAUGGACAAUUAUUACAUUGGCCGUUUUUACACUGCAAGUGCUGUUUUUCCUGAUCGCGUAUGAACUGUCACGGUCGCACUUACAACGAUUGGCGUUUUCGCAAAACAAUCAACAUGAUCAUCUCCAAAGACGCGUUGACGGAUAUUUAGAAAAUAAUGCAACAGAUGCAGCUGUAGCAACCAAAAUGAGUUCGAUAGCUGGUUCCACCCGCACAGAAAGAACGUUUUUGUUUAAAGAAGGUCAAUUGGUUACGGACGUGAACUGUAAAGCCAUAUUUGAUGGCGACCACAACGAAAUUGAACGUGCUAAUCUUCUGACAAAAACAAUUGUGCGACAAUACUUACAGCCAAGUGCUUACCAGCAGUUGGCUCAAAAUUGUUCGUCAUUUAUACUCCAUAGGGGCUAUAUAACUAUUCCGAUGUCGGAGAUGGAACGCGAAUUUCCUGUGGCUUUUAGCAUUCUUAUGUACAAGGACAUAGAAAUGUUCGAGCGACUCCUUCGUGCCAUUUACAGACCCCAGAAUUUGUAUUGCAUUCAUGUGGAUGCUAAAGCCAGUGAUGACAUAUUUAAUGCAGUCGUGGCCAUUACGAAAUGCUUUGGAAAUGUUUUUAUGGCGUCACAAAGGAUUAGAGUGAAAUGGGGCAAAUUGUCCGUUCUUACACCAGAACUAGUUUGCAUGGAGGAUCUUCUGCAUCGCAGCAGUAAAUGGAAGUAUUUUAUUAAUCUGACAGGUCAGGAGUUUCCCCUGAAGUCGAACUUUGAGUUGGUUAAAAUUCUGACAGCCUUCAACGGUUCCAACGAUGCAGAAUACGCUGUACGAAGGAACUACUCCAACAGAUGGAAACACGCCGGCUCACCACCUCUCAAUAUCACGCCCGUAAAGGGGGCAGUGCAUGUCGUGCUCAGUCGGGCAUUCGUCCAGUUCUCCCUCCACGACGAGAAGGCCAUUGAAUUAUACGACUGGACGACAGAGACGAAAAUUCCAGACGAGACAUUUUUCGCUACCCUGAAUCACAAUCCAAGCCUUGGUGCCCCAGGGGCCUACACCGGUAAAAAACAGCGGGAUAAAAAUGCAAAGCCUUAUAUUGCAAGAUUUAAAAACAGAGGUGGAAUCCCGUGUGCGGGUAAAAGAGUUCGUCUCGUUUGUAUCAUAGGUACGGGGGACCUACCCCUACUGAUCAAAAGCAAAAGUAUAUUUGUAAAUAAAUUGCACCAGGACUUCCAUCCCUACGCUCACGACUGUCUGGAAGAGUUAAUUGCCAAUCGCACCAGAGAUUAUUAUUAUGGUCGUCAGACUUUUGACGCCAGCUAUUACACAUCUUUAGAUUUUGUGAAAAAUAAAGUUGAAUAA
Messenger RNA from Dreissena polymorpha, 1419 nucleotides. RefSeq names its product beta-1,3-galactosyl-O-glycosyl-glycoprotein beta-1,6-N-acetylglucosaminyltransferase-like. The transcript is spliced from 4 exons. Bases 1 to 1419 code for a protein of 472 amino acids. Gene Ontology annotation, molecular function: glycosyltransferase activity. NCBI's taxonomy places the organism in Eukaryota, Metazoa, Mollusca, Bivalvia, Myida, Dreissenidae. Gene Ontology annotation, cellular component: membrane. The record is from RefSeq and is a predicted model, not a curated record.